AUGGCAAAUGCACAUAUGCAGAAUUGUGUCAUGCACAUGUGGAAGAACUUCAUCAACCGUUUGAAGGACUUAUACAUCAGGAAAAUUGUGUGGGAUUGUGCAAAAUGUACGACUGUGCCUGAGUUCAAGGCAACAAUGGAGAGGCUAAAGGAAGUUAAUAAGGAUGCCUGGUCAUACCUGAUAAAAUUUGAUUCUGCAACAUGGGUAAGGGCCUACUUCAGUCAUGAUCCAAAAGUUGACAACCUGACUAACAAUAUGUGUGAGUCUUUCAAUUCCAAGAUUGUCAAGUAUAGGUGCAAUCCUAUAUUCACAAUAUGCGAGGAAGUGCGCUGCUACCUCAUGAGGUGUAUGGUUCAACACAAGAGACUAAUAGACUGCCAUCACGGAAAGCUUGCACCAGUUCAAGAGAAAAGGUUGAAGCGGCUUGUCAAGCCGAGUAACAAAUGGAUUGCAGAGUGGAUUGGUGAUAACGAGCACAAGCGAUUUGAGGUCACAUACAUGGGAUCUAAGUUGGAUGUGGACCUGAUCAAGCAUACAUGCACAUGUAACAGAUGGCAACUAACCGCAAUAAGAAAAAGGCAUGACAACAUGGAACAUUAUGUCCAUCUAUGGUUAUGCAUGGAAUCUCUGAAGAAGACUUACGAGCACUUUAUCCAGCCUGUUACUAGUGAAGAGUUCUGGACAUGGACUGAUCAGACAAGGCCUGCUGCAGCUAUCAUCAAGAGACCAAUCGGUCGUCCAAAGGUCCAUAAUAGGCAGAAAGACCCAGCAGAAACUGUUAUUGAAGGUGAAAAAUUGAAGAGGAAUUUCUAUGUGACCUGCAGCAAGUGUGGUCAAACAGGACACAACUAUAAUACUUGCAAGGGUGCGCCAUCCAACCCAAAUGGGAAACCUAAGACCAGGAAACCAUAG
Molecule: messenger RNA, 912 nt
Organism: Arachis ipaensis
Lineage: Eukaryota; Viridiplantae; Streptophyta; Magnoliopsida; Fabales; Fabaceae
Source: RefSeq, a predicted model, not a curated record